Messenger RNA from Tetranychus urticae (two-spotted spider mite), 747 nucleotides. Its product is annotated as Golgi-associated plant pathogenesis-related protein 1-like. Lineage: Eukaryota; Metazoa; Arthropoda; Arachnida; Trombidiformes; Tetranychidae. The record is from RefSeq and is a predicted model, not a curated record. Gene Ontology annotation, cellular component: extracellular region.
UGGUUCAUGAUGUUCAUUAUUCAGUAAUCAGUAACUUGACAAUUGAAAGUAGGUAAUCAAAGGCUUGCAAAAUGUUCAUUACUUUGUAUAUGCUUUUUAUGUCUCUACAAAUGCUUUUACAGCCAAUUCAAGGUUGGACACCAGUUAAUAUGGGUAACUGUUUAAGUACUCAUAAUUACUUGAGACGUCUUCAUGGAUCACCACCGCUGCAUUGGGAUCAUAAUCUGUACAGAUUCGCUCGCAAACGAGCUGAACAUAUGGCAGCAACUGACAUAUUCGCCCAUCCUCGACACUUGCCUUAUGGUGAAAACUUGUAUUACGUUUGGGGUGCAGUUCCAUCUUGUAAGAGCGCAGUCGAUGCUUGGUAUAAUGAGAUCAGACACUUCAACUACAGAUGGCCAACAUUUUCACCAGCUACUGGCCAUUUCACGCAAGUUGUUUGGCGAGGCACACGAAGAGUUGGCUGUGCUGCUGCUCAAAGUCGUCGAACUCGACGAAUAUAUAUUGCAUGCAAUUACUGGCCUGCUGGUAACGUUCAGGGUCAUUUUCGUCACAACGUUCCUCAUCGUGGAUGAAGCAUCGAACAAAUGAUUGAAUAGCAAAAUUUUGCUCGAAAGCAAUCAUCAAAUAAUCAAAUCUUACGCAUUUUAUUAAUAUUCAUAUUUUAAGUUUUCCUUGAAAUAAUAAUCGUAUGUGCUCGCUAAAUUUUAAUGCAAUUAACAUAUUAAAACUAAUUAGAAAAUUAGA